UUACCUAAAAACACAAACAAAAAAGUGAAAAACCUCAUUUUAGGACAACACUUGCACUCAUUUCGUAGUUCUAAUCCCCACCUGCCGUUUUCUCUCUCCUCUUUCCUAACCUCAACUUCCAUCCAUGGCUUCUUCUUCCAAAUUCUCCAAACAUGAUCUUCUCUCUGCACCACCACCACCGCAACUUCAACCUCCAUUACAGCAACAACAGCACCAUCUCCCUCUCAGGAAAACCACCGACGCCAUUACCAACAAAAGGCGCAAGCUUCACAUCUCAAACCCUUCUGACAACCUCAACGACGUUAUCUCUCCUUCUAUGGAAGAACUCUCACUCUCCACCUCCUCACUCCUCACUCACCAAGAGCUCCUUCAACGUCGGCUUCAUCGUCUUCGCCGACUCUCAAAAGUUUACAGAGACCAUUACUGGGCGUUAAUGGAGGAUCUGAGGGUUCACUACCGAGAAUACUACUGGAAAUACGGUGUUAGUCCUUGCAAAGAGGAGGAUGAGAGAGAAAGUGGAGGUGAUCGAGAAUUCGGCGGAUUCAAUGUCGAAGGAUGUGGAGAAACUAACAAUAAUGGUAAUAAUACUAGUGCUACGAAUAUUGUAAGUAAUUGCGUUGUUGGCGGAAAUGGUGGCGGUAAAUUAGGGUUAGGGUUUGGGGAAAGUGCACCGGUGGCUGGAAAUAAUCCAUGUGCAUUUGUAACUUGUAGAUUGAAGGCUAUGGCGUUAACUAGCUUUUGCUAUUUGCAUAUUUUGUCUGAUCCUCAGCAGAAUCUUUACAAGGCGUGCAACUAUAUUAUCAAAAUUGCACAACAGGGGCCAAUACUAUGUGGGAGGCCGAUAUUAAGAUCUACAGUUCCUUCACUGUGUAACAUCCAUUUUCCAAAGGCUCAAAAAGAUGUUAAACAUGCCUUGAAGAAAGCAGGUUUAAAUGGGACAUCAUCUAGUAAACUUGCACCGAAGUUUCAUGUUAUCUUGGCGGAGUAUGUUCAUCUAAUACAGUCAAAGAGAAAGGCAGCUCAGAAGUGUAAUAAUAAGAGUGUUGUCAUAAAAGAAGAAGCAACCAGCUGAACGACUUUUUGCUUGGGAAUAACUUUCGAGCAUUCUUGUGCUAUGCAGUUGAGUAAAUAUACAUCACUUGAAUGCUACAGUUUGUCCUUUCCAGAGGAAACAUGCCAUCAUGCUACAGAGGGAUACUGGCAUACUUGAGGUACUCCAGAGCUUUCUCAUCACUCAUCUAUGUGUUCCGAAGAUAUAUGAUUUCAUAUCAUUCAAGUUCCUUGAGAACCCUCUAUGCAGUUAUCCUUUCGUAGUUUGGCUUUCGAUGUACUUAUGUUCACUUGUAUGAAAGAUUUACCUUGUUUAUGUUCUAACCUUUUUGUUUAUCGCAUGUCCAUCGCAUGUCCAGUAAUAUCAUGUACAUAUAUAGUAAGAAAGUUUGUAGCCUGUUGUGUGUAAAGUUAAAUGAACUUUGUGAAAAAGCAUUAGAGAUAUCUAGCUAGCUUCCGUAUAAUUUGACUGAAAUAUUUCAUUUCGCUUGUUAUAUGCACAUAGCACUUGAUAUAUGUCCAUUGAUGAUGAACUCUUGUUUAGCUGCAGGCAUCUUUUUUUUACCUAAAGAGAUAUACUGAUAGCCUGGGUGUUAUACAGCACCGGUUUUGUGGUCAUCAGUUAUGCCUUUGAACAGAUAUGGUUCUAGUUCUGACAGCUUUACCAGUCCUUCAUCAAGUCUGUGGAAUGUGGAAGUUCAAUUAAGAUUUCAUUUCAUUCUCGUCUUAAUAAUUAUAUUAGAUUAACCCCCAUCUACAUAUCCUGCAAAGCCAGUUAGAUUGUGAAUCUGAUUUAGGAAAUUGUUGUUCGGUAGCACCAGUUUACUCCUCUGCACAUCCUUCAACAGGGGGGUCGAGUCUGAAUAAUCUCUUUUGCAUGGAGCAGCCCUUGUUGAGUUUGAGACUGCUUCCAGAAGAAGGGUUCUUUAAAAUAUGUAUAUGAAAAAAAGAGGAUAGCCUUUGAAUAAAAAGGGGGAUCGAAAAUGAAAUUUAUAUCUUCUCUUUUUCUUUAUAGAAGUUCUAUUAAUUUAUUUUGUAUGAAUUGUGAAGAGAAGACACUCUUGGUGUUUUUUACAAAAGAUUAUGAAUAAAAUUAGAGGUGACCAAGCCAGACAAAAUUGCAUAUUAGAAGGUACACCCAUGUGUACCUUACUUGUAACUAUCUAUCUCAUUGUACUCCUAACAUAAAACAAAGUAGUAUUUUGUACUUUUAACCUGAAAAAACGUAGUGGACUGACUGAAAAACCUGAAGAGCUAAUUGUGAACAUUGAUGAGGGAGCAUAGAAGAUGAAGUGGCAGUUUUUUUGAGUAUGUUGAAGAAACUACAAGUUCUACGAGAUGCUGAGGACGAAAUUGAUGAGGGGAGCAUAGAAGAUGAACUGGCAGUUUUUUGAGUAUGUUGAAGACAUUACAAGUUGUACAAGAUUGCUGAGGAAGAAAGCUGAGUGCACUGAACCAACAAUCCCUCUUGGACAGGAAAUCUCAAGCAUUACACUUGGCUCCUCUGAAUGUUAUACAACAAUCAUGCAUGUUAAAUAUACAGUGUAUUAACAGAUGAUGUGAUAUAUGAUGUGCAGGUAAUGUGCUAGGCUGUUGGUAAAGCUUUCAUAUGGCGCACCGCAAACCAAGCUGAUGGAAGUUUCAUUCUCAAAACCAGCUCUGAAGUUAACCUUCAGUCUCCUGCCAAAAGCCUCAGCUUCAUGAGAUUAUUUACUUCUCCGUUUUUGUUUUUACUUGCAACACUUUCCUAAAAGGGAAAUAAUUAAUUACUUGUAACACUUUCUACUUUUGUUUUUCCUUUCUCUCUAUCUUUCUCCAAUCACAUGGGACCUUCUCUUUUUUUCCUCUCUACCUCUCUCCUACCCAAAUUUUACAUUGGAGUUGAUGAAAAAAAAGUAUUGCAGGUAAAAAAAAACUGAGGAAGUACGGGAGUUCAUUGCAAAACAGCACUAGUAGUUUUUUGUCAUUAAGUUUCUGCCAUCAAUUUUGUGAUGGCCUUCUGUACUUUUAUUGAUAAUUCAGUUUUGUAACCAGACCUUAUAUUAAUGGAGAAAUUUUUAUUCACGUUA
Messenger RNA from Beta vulgaris subsp. vulgaris (sugar beet), 3119 nucleotides. RefSeq lists its product as uncharacterized. Lineage: Eukaryota; Viridiplantae; Streptophyta; Magnoliopsida; Caryophyllales; Amaranthaceae. The record is from RefSeq and is a predicted model, not a curated record. The transcript is spliced from 2 exons. Gene Ontology annotation, cellular component: NSL complex. The coding region runs from base 125 to 1072 and encodes 315 amino acids.